AUGACAAUUUUAGGUCUCCUGAGAGCCGAGAUACAGCCAAUUGAAGUUUGGGAGAAAAAAUUUCUUUCAGAAUCUCAGAAUCUCAGAAUCUCAGAACCUCAGAACCUCAGAAUAUCAGAAUCUCAGAAUCUCCGAAUCUCAGAAUCUCAGAAUCUCAGAAUCUCAGAAUCUCAGAAUCUCAUAAUCUCAGAAUCUCAGAAUCUCAGUACCUCAGAAUCUCAGAAUCUCAGAAUCUCAGAAUCUCAGCUUCUCAGAUUCUCAGAAUCUCAGAAUCUCAGAAUCUCAGAAUCUCAGCUUCUCAGAUUCUCAGAUUCUCAGAAUUUCAGAAUCUCAGCUUCUCAGAUUCUCAGAUUCUCAGAAUUUCAGAAUCUCAUAAUCUCAGAAUCUCCGAAUCUCAGAAUCUCAGAAUCUCAUAAUCUCAGAAUCUCAGAAUCUCAGAACCUCAGAAUCUCAGAAUCUCAGAAUCUCAGAAUCUCAGAAUCUCAGAAUCUCAGCUUCUCAGAUUCUCAGAUUCUCAGAAUUUCAGAAUCUCAGAAUCUCCGAAUCUCAGUAUCUCAGAAUCUCAGAAUCUCAGAAUCUCAGAAUCUCAGAACCUCAGAAUCUCAGAAUCUCAGAAUCUCAGAAUCUCAUAAUCUCAGAAUCUCAGAAUCUCAGCUUCUCAGAUUCUCAGAUUCUCAGAAUCUCAGAAUCUCAGAAUCUCCGAAUCUCAGUAUCUCAGAAUCUCAGAAUCUCAGAAUCUCAGAAUCUCAGAACCUCAGAAUCUCAGAAUCUCAGAAUCUCAGAAUCUCAGAAUCUCAGAAUCUCAGAAUCUCAGCUUCUCAGAUUCUCAGAUUCUCAGAAUCUCAGAAUCUCAGAAUCUCCGAAUCUCAAAUCUCAGAACCUCAGAAUCUCAGAAUCUCAGAAUCUCAGAAUCUCAUAAUCUCAGAAUCUCAGCUUCUCAGAUUCUCAGAUUCUCAGAAUUUCAGAAUCUCAGAAUCUCCGAAUCUCAGUAUCUCAGAAUCUCAGCUUCUCAGAUUCUCAGAUUCUCAGAAUUUCAGAAUCUCAGAAUCUCAGAAUCUCAGUAUCUCAGAAUCUCAUAAUCUCAGAAUCUCAGAAUCUCAGAACCUCAGAAUCUCAGAAUCUCAGAAUCUCAGAAUCUCAGAAUCUCAGAAUCUCAGCUUCUCAGAUUCUCAGAUUCUCAGAAUCUCAGAAUCUCAGAAUCUCCGAAUCUCAGUAUCUCAGAAUCUCAUAAUCUCAGAAUCUCAGAAUCUCAGAACCUCAGAAUCUCAGAAUCUCAGAAUCUCAGAAUCUCAUAAUCUCAGAAUCUCAGCUUCUCAGAUUCUCAGAUUCUCAGAAUUUCAGAAUCUCAGAAUCUCCGAAUCUCACUUCUCAGAUUCUCAGUAUCUCAGAAUCUCAGAAUCUCAGAAUCUCAGAAUCUCAGAACCUCAGAAUCUCAGAAUCUCAGAAUCUCAGAAUCUCAGCUUCUCAGAUUCUCAGAUUCUCAGAAUUUCAGAAUCUCAUAAUCUCAGAAUCUCCGAAUCUCAGAAUCUCAGAAUCUCAGAAUCUCAGAAUCUCAGAAUCUCAGAAUCUCAGAAUCUCAGAAUCUCAGAAUCUCAGAAUCUCAUAAUCUCAGAAUCUCAGAAUCUCAGAACCUCAGAAUCUCAGAAUCUCAGAAUCUCAGAAUCUCAUAAUCUCAGAAUCUCAGCUUCUCAGAUUCUCAGAUUCUCAGAAUNUCAGAAUCUCAGAAUCUCCGAAUCUCACAUCUCAGAUUCUCAGUAUCUCAGAAUCUCAGAAUCUCAGAAUCUCAGAAUCUCAGAACCUCAGAAUCUCAGAAUCUCAGAAUCUCAGAAUCUCAGCUUCUCAGAUUCUCAGAUUCUCAGAAUUUCAGAAUCUCAUAAUCUCAGAAUCUCCGAAUCUCAGAAUCUCAGAAUCUCAGAAUCUCAGAAUCUCAGAAUCUCAGAAUCUCAGAAUCUCAGAAUCUCAGAAUCUCAGAAUCUCAUAAUCUCAGAAUCUCAGAAUCUCAGAACCUCAGAAUCUCAGAAUCUCAGAAUCUCAGAAUCUCAGAAUCUCAGAAUCUCAGCUUCUCAGAUUCUCAGAUUCUCAGAAUUUCAGAAUCUCAGAAUCUCCGAAUCUCAGUAUCUCAGAAUUUCAGAAUCUCAGAAUCUCAGAAUCUCAGAAUCUCAGAAUCUCAGAAUCUCAGAAUCUCAGAAUCUCAGAAUUUCAUAA
Molecule: messenger RNA, 2205 nt
Organism: Caenorhabditis briggsae
Lineage: Eukaryota; Metazoa; Nematoda; Chromadorea; Rhabditida; Rhabditidae
Exons: 5
Coding region: 1-2205 (734 amino acids)
Source: RefSeq, a predicted model, not a curated record